UCAUCGCCAUGGACAUCAGUUCCGAGCAGUGAUUCAAAGAAACAAGUGCCCCGAAGUUGAAAUUGGAGGCGUUCGCGUGUGCCAAGAUCCGAAAUUGAAACUUUUACUCGGCUCUGUGAGUGAUUUGUUAUCGUUUUUUUUUUCGUGGUAAUUUUUUUUACGCGCUAUUAACUAACAAGAAGAUGGCUUUGGAGCGUCAAGUUCGUGCCAAGAUUGCUGGCAAGCGUGACCUGGAGAAGGACAAGGAAGCCCAGUACUGGAUCGAGGAGGUGCUGGGAGAAAAGUUCCCCGCCGGAGUGCUGUACGAGGAUGCCCUGCGGGAUGGGUUGGUCCUGUGCCAGCUGAUCAACAAACUGUCCCCCGGGGCGGUGCCCAAGAUCAACACGUCCGGAUCGCAGUUCAAGAUGAUGGAAAACAUCAACAUGUUCCAGCAGGCAAUCAAAAAGUACGGCGUACCGGACCUGGACGUGUUCCAAACGGUGGACCUGUACGAGAAGAAGGACAUCGCCCAAGUGACCAGCACGAUAUUCGCGCUGGGACGAGCGUGCUACAAACACCCCGAAUUCACCGGACCGUCUCUGGGACCGAAGCCAGCCGAUGAGUGCAAACGUAACUUCACCGAGGAACAACUCGCCGCCGGUCAGACCAUCAUCGGCCUCCAGGCCGGCACCAACAAAGGCGCCAGCCAAGCCGGCCAGAACCUUGGCGCCGGCCGUAAAAUCAUCCUCGGCAAGUGAGGAAGAAACAAAAAACCUCCCAGCUGCGAUUCACAAUUUUUUUUUUAAUUUCAUUCAAAUUUUCCUUUGUUGACUUUAUUGCCAUAACAUUUAGAUUUGGUUGAUUUAUUGCUUACUCUAAAAUCCCGAUAAACCAUUUUGUAUUUGUAUUACCGAUAGUGUGUGAGUAUAAGUACCGCAGGAGCGUAGCCAGUUUAGAGCAGAGCAGAGAGCAGAAUGAUUGAUAUUUGUACUGAAAUUAUGGAUUUAUUGCAAAGUUUCGACAAUACCAAAACCGCGCCUUGCAGUCUUUUAUCCAGUACGAUUGUAUUUUGUACCUAUACGUAUUAAUAAGCUGAAGAAACAUUUGUAUUGAACAAAGUAUGAGAAUUAUGAAAUGGACUAUUUUUACAAAAAUAACAACUAGGACAAACA
This is a messenger RNA of Ochlerotatus camptorhynchus, 1151 nucleotides long. It is a transcript of the gene Mp20, whose product is annotated as Muscle protein 20. The record is from RefSeq and is a predicted model, not a curated record. The transcript is spliced from 3 exons. Gene Ontology annotation, biological process: actin filament organization. Gene Ontology annotation, molecular function: actin filament binding. The coding region runs from base 183 to 737 and encodes 184 amino acids. NCBI's taxonomy places the organism in Eukaryota, Metazoa, Arthropoda, Insecta, Diptera, Culicidae. Gene Ontology annotation, cellular component: actin cytoskeleton.